This is a messenger RNA of Crotalus tigris (Tiger rattlesnake), 7091 nucleotides long. Its product is annotated as zinc finger BED domain-containing protein 5-like. Bases 2237 to 4108 code for a protein of 623 amino acids. The record is from RefSeq and is a predicted model, not a curated record. Lineage: Eukaryota; Metazoa; Chordata; Lepidosauria; Squamata; Viperidae. The transcript is spliced from 2 exons.
AACAUCCAUUAAUGUUAGUUGUUGGAUCAUAAAUUGCCAAUUGACAUUGUCAAAAGCCUUCUGUGCAUCAAGGAACAGAAGUGCCACUUGACGAUCACUAUGCGAUUCAUAAAAUUCGAGAAUGUCUAAGAUUGUUCUUAUAUUCCACUUAGUCUGUCUGUUUGGUAAAAAUCCAUUUUGAUCCAAAUGUGUGAAAUCAAUUAGGUAUUUUCUUGAAUCUUUCCGCCAUUGUUGAAGCAAAAAUUUUAUAAUCAGAAUUCAAUAAUGAUAUAGGUCUAUAAUUUUGUAUCUGUGUUUUUUCCGCUUCUUCUUUUGGAAUCAAUAUUAUAUUUGCCUCUGACCAGGACUUAGGUAUUUUAGCAUUGGUUAAUACGGCAUUGAAAACUUGUAGUAGGUAUUGAUUGAGUGCCCUUUAUUGUUCUUUAUAUAGUUCUGCUGGUAUUUCAUCUGGGCCAGUCGCCUUAUUGAUCUUUCGUUUAUUUAUUGCCCUGAUUAUUUCAGCCAUUCUUAUUUCCUCAUUUAACAUAGAUUUUAUUUCCUCCGGAAUUUUCGGUAUGUCUGCCUUCUCUAAGUAUUCUAUUAUCCUUUCUACAUUUUCCCCCUCAUUUCUAUAAUACAGUUUUUCAUAGUAUCUUUGGGCAAUUCCCCUUUUUAUAGUCUCCUCUCCCUGAAUCUCUCCUUUCUCAUCUUCCAUCUCUAAGAAUGUCAGAAACUAUAGCAGGCUAAUAAAUAUUCCAAAGAUAUUCUGCAUAGUGAAAUUUAGGUGGAAAUGGCCAUGUCACGUAUAAAAAUAUAUAUUUUAAAAUAUUUCUUACCUCCAGAUACCACUGACCAAGGUGAAACUGAAAAAAAUAUGGAAAAGAAUCCUGGAUCAUCUCCAUCACAGUUACAUACUGGGAUGGUUGAAUUAUCUGAGCCAAUAAGUUAAUAUUUACUACAUGAUAAGUUAAUAUUUACUACAUUUUAGACGUUGUGGCAGUAUAUACAAGGAUAUAAUAUUAGAAUGGGUAAAAUGUGCAUAUUAUCAAAACUAAUAUGGUAAAAUAUUUCCUUGUCAUAGCUACUGCUUGGAAUCAGGAGUAGAAUCAAAUUGAUUCUUUGAACAGCUUCUCUGCAUGCAUGACUUUUGAGAAAUGUGUAAUUCUCAUGUAUAGCUGUUAAAUCACACAACAGUAUUCUUCAGUAAGCAAUCUCUUAUAUUUGAGUUGAGUUUCAGCUGGUCCAAUGUAUAAAAUAAUAUGACAAAAUCAUAAUCAAAUUAAAAGGGAAAAUUUUGAGUGAUGAUGUCAUUUUUCUUGCAAAAUUCAUUCUACGGAUUCCUUGAUACUGAUUUCCAGUGAUUGCCUGACAGCCUGAGGACUAUAAUCCAUCACUUUAGAACCCUUUAGCAUUACUUCCAAGAAGCUAAAACAGAAAUUGUCUAAUAUCAUCUUCUAGAAUAGAAGCACAAAUCACAGAACAACUUCAGAUGUUCCCAAUUUUUUGCUUUAUUUUUUAAAAAGUAUGAUUUUCUGAAUUAUAUCAAGUAUUGUAAAUGAUCAAGGAAAACUAGUAUUGCCAGAAUCUUCCUAUCUUUCUAUAAAAGAUUAUCCACUACCAUUAUUAAAGCAGCUUUGUUUCUAGUCUAGAAUCUAUUUUGAUUUUAUUUCAUACUGAAAUAAAUGUGAGAAGCUGCUAGUUGGUGGAAUACAACAGAGAGAUUAAAAUGUGCCUCUCUAAAAUCUAGCAUUGAGUGCCUGUUUGAUGCAGUGGUUAAGGCAUCAGGAUAGAAACCAGGAAGACCAAAAGUUCUAGUGUACUAAACCAGCUGGGGACUUUGGGCCAGUCACUUUCCCUCAGCCCUAGGAAAGAGGCAAUGGCAAGCCAUUUCUGAAAAACCUUUUCAAGAAAUUGCAGGGAUUUGACAAAGCAAUUUCCAAGAAUUAGACACAAUUGAAUGGAAGAAAAAAAAGAUCUACCAAAUAUUUCCUGCUAUUAGUUGAUAGACUUUUGAUUUAAUGUUUGGGUUAUAUGGGCUAUUUAAAAAGCUAGAAAAGGCAACUUUGCAGUAAGAAAACCUUUCCUUGAACAUUUCAUUAGAUUUUGUUACCACUAAAGUUUAUUUAGCUUAAUUAUUCUGUAUAUGUUGCAAAGCUUAGCAGGCAUGGAGGUAAUUUUAAUAACUUUGUUUUUCUUUUUAGUUCCAUCAAUAUUCAGAUAAUUUCUUCUGAAAAAUGUAAGGAGCAAGCAGGAGAUUAUGGAUCGCUGGUUGAAAUCUGGAACUACUAAACCGAAAGAAAGUAAUGAUUGUAAUAGCAAUCAACGAACAGGAAAUAAUGAAAUUAACGACGAAUCAAUUUCAAUUCUGAAAGAACCUGUUAAGAAAAAAGCAAGGAAAACUCGCAAGUACGACAAAGAAUAUCUUAAAUUUGGAUUCUCAUGGACUGGAGAUGAAAAUGAGCCUAUUCCACUUUGUGUCAUUUGUUUUGAAAAUCUAACAAAUGAAAGCAUGAAACCAUCCAACUUAAAGUGCCAUUUUGAGACAAACCAUAAUCAGUACAAAGAUAAACCCAUAGAUUUUUUUGAAAAUAAACUUAAGGGUUUAAAUCAGUCUCGAAAAGUAAUGCAGGGUUUGACGGGAGGUGACAAUCAAAAAAUACUAGAAGCUUCGUAUCGCGUGUCACUUUUAAUUGCCAAAUGUAGUGCAGCGGAAACCAUUGGCGAAAUUUUAAUCAAGCCUGCAGCCAAGAUAAUGGCAGAAGUAAUGAUAGGAGAUAGAGCGAAACAAACUUUUGACCGCAUUCCUCUCUCAAAUAAUACAGUUCAUCGACGAAUCAUUGAUAAGUCUAAUAAUGUAAAACAGAUGUUAUUAUCUGAUAUUUCUCAAGGUCGUUAUUAUGCAUUGCAAGCCGAUGAGUCCACCGACAUUGCAAAUUUUGCAAAUCUUAUGGCGUUUGUUAGAUACGAAAAAAAUCAAGAAAUUCAUGACGACUUUUUAUUUUGCCAGCCUUUAUUAGGUCACACAACAGGAGAAGAUAUCUUUAAUGUUAUGAAUACAUUUAUGCAAGAGAACAAAAUUGAUUGGCAUAGAUGUGUUGGAAUAAGCACAGAUGGAGCAAAAAGUAUGGUCGGAAUUAAUAAAGGACUCGUUGCAAGAAUUCAAAAUGUUGCUCCAAAUGUCAUAUCCACACAUUGUUGCAUACACAGAGAGGCUUUGGCAACAUGUAAGAUGCCCGCUGAUCUACAGAAAGUUCUGGAUGAAAGCGUGAAAAUCAUUAACUACAUUGAAAGCCACCCUUUGAAUGCACGACUUUUUUCGCAAAUAUGUGAAGAAAUGGGAAGUAGUCAUACCCAGCUGCUUUUUCAUACCGAUGUUCGUUGGCUAUAUCGGGGAAAAAUUCUAAACCGAUUGUUCGAACUUAGACAUGAACUUCAAUGCUUUCUUAAUGAUAGAUUUGAGUUGAGAAAUUGUUUACAUGACUGGAAAUGGCUUUGUAAACUAGCAUCCUUAGCAGAUAUAUUCUCUGUUUUAAAUUGCCUCAACUUAUCGUUACAAGGCAAAGAAAUUUCAUUGUUUCACGUUCAAGAUAAAGUGAACGCUACCAUCGCAAAACUAAAUUUAUGGCAAAAGAGAGUUGGUAAUGGAGAAGUAGACUCGUUUCCCUCUCUUCAUGAGUUUAUAACAAGUUCGGCUACUAAAAUUGAGGCUGAUACUUUGAAAUGCAUAAUACAGAAUUUGGAGAGUUUGCAAGUUGGCUUGAAAAAUUAUUUCCCUGAUUUAAAUGAAAAUAUUGAAUGGAUAAGAUAUCUGUUCAACAUUAACACAACAUCCAUUCCAGAAGGUUUGUCGCAUGUGGAAGAAGAGCAAUUGUUGGAGUUAGCUUCGGACGGAUUCUUGAGAAAUAAACAUAAGGAGUGUACUUUAACAUCAUUCUGGUUACAAAUGCAACAUGUGUAUCCGGUUUUAACAGAAAAAGUCCUGAAAUACAUCUUGCCUUUUCCAACUUCAUAUUUAUGCGAAGUUGCUUUUUCUGCAUUUGUAGACAUUAAGUCGAAAAAAAAGGAACAGACUAUUGGGUGUGGAAUCGCAUCUCAGAUUAAAAUUAACAACCAAGGAACCAAAUUAUGAUGAUCUGUCAUCUCAACAUAAACAAUUUCAUCCUUCUCAUUGAAUCAAAUAAAUGUUCUUUAUAAUAUAACUUUCGUUUAUUUUGUGUAUGUACAAAAAAAAGAAAAAAUAAAUAUAUUUUGAUUUUUAUUGAAGCAUAUGUUUUUUAUGAGGGGUACUCAGCGUUACAGAAAUUAUAGAAGGGGUACACAUAUGUCAAAAGUUUGGGAAACACUGCUUUAGAGCAAUAAUAAUCUGGAGAUGCAGAAAAUAUGAACCAUGAAUAAGAGCACUUCCUUUGGAAGUGUGAAUUCACAGUAACAAUUUACUACAGAUGCUAGCUAUAUUCUUAUUGUUUAAUCAUUGCAUGCAAAUAUUAUGCGUGUCAUCACUCAUAUAAACGAGGGGAGCUAUAAAUUGAAUGGAACUUCACAUUUUAUAGAAAUAUAGUAAAAUUGUUUAAAUUAUUUUUUCGGUAGGAGUAGACACCUCAGAAUACUUGGAUGAGAUUGAGUAUGUUAUUGGCCAAAGAAUACAAAAUAACUGUUACAAGAAAAGGCAAAAAGUUGGCAGAUGGUGGAUGAAAAUGUCAUUUUAUGGAGAAUAGCAUCAUUAACCAAGUAGACAGGAGCAAUGCAUACAGUAAUAUUCUGUUUUAGGUCCCAUUUCAAUAUUUCUGUGAUUGAUAAUGUAAGUGUACAUUUGGAGGAAUACUUUACAAACCUUUUAAAAUAAACUGUUUUGCUUGUUUAUUUGUUUGUUUAUUUGUUUGUUUGUUAAACUUAUAUGCCAUCUAUCUUGCGUAGAAGUAAUUCUAGUAACAAGAUAAAACAUUAAAAUAAUAAAGGUUAAUACUAAAAACUGACUUAAGAAUAACAAAAUAGCAAAUCAGGGAGCAAGAUGCACAUGGGGAGAAAGUGGGGUCUUAUCUCAAUCCAAUUAGCAUAGCCAGGACUUCACACCCUUUCAGAAGAACAAAAGGUGGGUCAAGAUCUCACCUGGGGGGGCGGUAUAAGAUGGGAGCCACAACAGAAAAAGUUCUUCUCUUGGAUUCCGCCAGCCGCAAUUCCUUGAUUGACAGGGUCUGUAGCUUACUCAUUCUGCUGGCACAUGUGUGAUGAGUCAAUCCUAUUUGGGUAAGACUGUUCUUCAGAUAACGUGGACUCACCCUCGUCAGGAAUGGCUUUAAAGUAGGAACCAACACUAAAAAAAUAGAUAUAGAUUUCAAUGGAUAGUUAGGACUGAAGAAAAAAAUAAUUGCAGCCAGACUGCCUUCCAUUGAGGAUCUUUAUACUGCUCUGGUGAGAAAGAGGAUUGAAAAAAUAUCUACAUCCUGGACAUAAACUAUGUCAACUCCUCCCCUCAGGAUGCAUGCCAAAACAACUAGACACAAGGACAGUUUUUUCCCCCAUGCCAUCACUCUGCCAAACACCUAAUUCCCACAGCACUGUCUUAUGCCUAAGGAUAUCUAACCAUGUAGUAGGGCUGCAUUACUAUCAUCCUUCUCAUCUUUCUAUUACCUGAUCCUACUGGUAUCUUAUGACUAUUACUUUGUUGAUUGUAUCUUAUGAUUUAUGGUUGAAUCUAUGAUUUAUAAUUUAUCACUUGUUUAUAUAUAUACUGAGAGCUGAUGCACCGGAGACAAAUUCCUUUGUGUGUGUCCAAUCACACCUGGUCAAUAAAGCAUAUAAUAGAAGUUGGAGGGGGCGAAUGAUAACAAUUGAUGGAAAAUUAAAGUUGUCCUUCAUGAAACAUAUAGUGCUAUUAAGGGACCAAAUAUCAUAAACUCUUUGAGUUAUUAAAAAUGAAGUCUACACAAAAGUCUUUAUAGAACAGAAGGAAAAUAUUGUUCAGAUAUAGAAAUAAUAAAAGAUUCAUGUAAGAUACAGAUAAAGAACAAAUACAUGUGGAACUUUAUGGUUUUUUAAAAAAAAAUUAGGUAUUUUUGCUGAUUGUCAAAUGCUUAGCAUAUACAUAGCAAAAGAACACUACAAACCCACUUUUUGAAUUCUAGGACUGUAAUUAUUCUCAAUGUUAUGGUAAAAUAUUGUUUAUUUGCUUAUUGAAUAAAGAACAAUCGCUGGCUGCGAACAAUAUUCUGUGCCAAAAUCAAACAAAACAUCAUGUGACUUAGCACUGAAUAUGAACAAAUGUAGUUUUUCAUCAUUUUCCUUAUUUUAAGUGAUGUUCCCCACGCUAGCACAUUCAAGGUAUAUUUGGAAUGUAAAAUAGUGAAUUUUCAGACAGUUGUUAACUCAAGAUACUUAGAAGGAAACAAAGUAAGUUCAGACUUAAAACAAGCACAUAAAUCAUUUUCCUUUCACAUAUUCAACAAUCUCUGUCCCUACAUUAUUAUCAGCGGCGAGAUAUUUAAAUACAGUUAUAUUAAGUGUAAAUUCUUCCAUUGGUUUUAAAUGGCCAUUCACUGAAAUAAAUGAGAACUGUGUUAACAGGAUUACAGUUAGGAGGCAUAAUUGUGUGAAAACAAUGUAAAAAAUAGAAGCAGUUUCUAUCCUCAAUUUUUUAUAUACAUUGUGCCAGGAAUAGAUUCUUGUAUAAGACCCAAAUAUUUAAAAGGUAAACAUGCAACUUCCCCAGAAACUAUUCCAUUGAUGAAACACAUUGCUAGGAAGAUUUAACUCUAUUUGCAAACAUUUUCUUCAAAUGAUACAUUCCCAUCAAAGGGCAUCCCUACAGUGCCAAACACCUAGUAAAUAGAAGUUGAUAAAUCUAAACCUUAUGGCACACUAUGCAUAUUAUCUAUGAAGGUACAGUAUUAAAUAGAAGAUUGCAGCAAGUGUUUCAAUACUCAGUUAUUUAAUGAGAAGUAGUCACUUACUUAAAUCAAUGUUGGACUUACUUUGGUAGCAUUCCUUGGUUAAUAUAGUGUUCUCAUUCACAUGAUUGUCACACUCCAGGCGGGCAUUUGUUUAUAGUUAGCUAGCUAGCUAGCUAAAUAAAUAAAUAAACAUAUAAAUACAUUGCUUGCUUGCUUGCUUGCUUA